Molecule: messenger RNA, 2181 nt
Organism: Uranotaenia lowii
Lineage: Eukaryota; Metazoa; Arthropoda; Insecta; Diptera; Culicidae
Product: esterase B1-like
Exons: 4
Coding region: 103-2055 (650 amino acids)
Molecular function (GO): hydrolase activity
Source: RefSeq, a predicted model, not a curated record
AUCUCCAAAUUACAAAACAGAUACGAUAACGAAACAAGGCGAUAGUAUGUUGUUUGGUUCAUCCCCUGCCUACAUUAAGAAGCGUGACUCCGGCCAGUGAAGAUGGUUAUCCGUAAGCUGUACGUUCCGCCAGCGAUUGUAGGAAACGGGAAUGGCCAUCCCCCUGCCGCCGUUGUCGCUGCCGUUCCAGAGGUUAAAACUGCUGAUCCGGAGGAAAUAACUGCUUAUGCGGUUGUCGAAGAGCAGCAGAUAGAAGAGCGGAAGACAGAGGCGCAGGAGAUAGAAGAGCAAGAGAUAGUGGAGCAAGAGAUAGUGGAGCAAGAGACAGUAGAGCAGGAGUUAGCAGAGCAAUCAACUUUCGCAGCGGCGCCAACCACAGAGCAAGAAGAACAAUCUCGUGAAACAAGUGAUGAUGUAAUAGUGCAGAUAAAAGCGGGCAAGAUUGCGGGAGCUAAAGAGCAGUUACCGAAUGGAGGUGACCUCUAUCGUUUUAGCGGUAUUCCUUAUGCAAAGGCGCCUGUGGGUGAGCUUCGGUUCAAACCGCCAGUAGCCCUGGAAAAACUGGACGAUGAACUGACUGACUGUCGCAACGAAAGAAACAACUGUCUGAGUAUAAGCUACUACCCACCGGAGGAAGCGGCGACCGCAUCCGAAGAUUGCUUGUUUCUCAAUGUUUACACCCCUAAACUGUCGGAAGACCAGGCUGCCGCCGGACUUCCGGUAAUGGUUUUCGUUCAUGGAGGAGGUUUCGGUGCUGGAAGCGGCAAUGCUGCGUUCUACUAUCCUAACCUUCUGGUUCAGGAAGGUGUCGUAGUUGUGACCAUGAACUACCGUCUGGGUCCGUUAGGGUUCCUAUACAUGCCGGAAAUCGGCAUCUACGGAAAUAUGGGCAUGAAAGAUCAACGUUUGGCCCUGGCUUGGGUUCAGGAUAAUAUUGCCAAUUUCGGUGGGGAUCCCGGCAAUGUGACGCUUUUCGGUGAAAGUGCUGGAGGGGCGGCGGUUCAUCUGCAUUACAUUUCCCGGGAGUCCAGAAAAUACUUCCACAAAGCCAUCUGCAUGUCUGGCGUUUCGUACAAUCCGUGGGUUUUGCAAACUGACGGUGCAGAAAAAGCGAGGGGUUUGGCAGCGCUGCUCGGUGCCGAUUCAACCAAGAAUGAGGAGGUUUAUAAUACCCUGAUGAACGCUAGCGCCAAAGACUUGGUCGCAAACUCGCCGAAGCUCCUGACCGAAGAUGAGCAACGUACCGAUAUGUUCUACGCAUUUACCCCGGUGGUUGAGCCGGCUGAUUCGGUGGAACCAUUUUUGGUGGACAACUUCAUCAGUGCCACCAUGGACUCGUCCCUCAAUGGUUUACCGCUGAUGAGUGGGAUCACCAGUAACGAGGGACUUCUGCUUGCUACCUCAGCACUAGCUAGAAUCCAUGAGUAUCGCUCCGAUCCUACGAAGUUCGUUCCCCGGGAGCUAACACUGACUCCAGAACAGCUAGCGGAAGUCGGAGACGAAAUUCGAAACCACUUUUUUGUGGAUGGGCAAAUAAAUGAGGAACAAAUAUCCGCGGUUACAGAUAUCAUUUCCGAUAACAUGUUUGUAACGGCUGCUUACGUCGCUGGUGAACUUCAUGCGCGUUAUCAGCCCGAAACGCCGCAUUACUUCUACGUAUUUGCGUUUGAAGAUGAACUGAACAAGUUCAAAAAUGUAUUUCAGGUUCCUGCAGAUUCGAAAGGUGCAUGUCAUGGAGACGAUUUAACAUACAUUUUCAAUUCGGCAGCUUUGAAAACGGAAGUCCCACCAGAUUCGCGAGCCAAUCGCUUCCGCGAGACCAUGUGUAAGCUGUGGACCAACUUUGCGAAAUACAGUAAUCCAACUCCCCCGGAGGGAGGUAUCGAUUUCGUGUGGGAACCGGUGAAGCCCGUGAGUGAUUCGAAAUUCAUCUUGAACGGAGCCCAAUUGGACGAGGAGCUGAAGAUGAUCGAAAAUCCUUUCCUGGAUCGGGUCCAGUUCUGGAGGGAGCUGUAUGAAAAAUACUACGGUGGUUAUCUGGUGCCUAAAGCUUGAGAACAUAAAAAAAUGUGCUGGUACCUUGCUGUUAAUAAACCAAAUCAAUCCAACAAAUAAGGAUAUUUUUAAAAAUUGUACUUUGAAACGUUUGUAAAAUGUUGUUAAAAUGAUUACAAGCAAAGA